Sceloporus undulatus (fence lizard) is the source of this 5136-nucleotide messenger RNA. It is a transcript of the gene FILIP1, whose product is annotated as filamin A interacting protein 1. The record is from RefSeq and is a predicted model, not a curated record. Bases 537 to 4271 code for a protein of 1244 amino acids. Lineage: Eukaryota; Metazoa; Chordata; Lepidosauria; Squamata; Phrynosomatidae. The transcript has 8 exons.
UGCUGAGAACAGCGGUUAAAUAUAGCACGAGAGCGGAGCUCAGCUCCACAAAGUCAUCGCUCUUAACAGGAGACCAGGAGAGGGGAAACACAAUCUCAGGACUUCACUGCCAAAGCUUAGUACCACAGAGCAACAGUUGUGGGUGGAGGCAAGACAACAAGGGAAAAGACUCUCCAAACAAAAGCCUGGGUGAAACAUAUGAGAAGAGUUUUAAAGCACCUCCUGCUUCUUCUGGCUGGCGUUGUCUCUGUACAGGAACUACGUUCCUCUUCUGCUCUCUUCCCUUUUUUCCUGCAUGACUUCAGUCACUGGUCGAUCUAGAAAGAAAGAAAAGCCCCCAUCUCUUUGGUUCUUCUGGGCCUGGCUUGGUCAUGCAAGCUGAAUUUCUGAAGUUUUUCAAGGGCACAGUCUUUUUGUAAAGGACAUCUUGCUCCAUUCUUACAGCUGGCAGUUCCCAGAAUUCCACAGCAUUGAAGCAUGGCAGUUAAAGUGAUGUCAAACUGGAUUAUUUCUGCAGUGCAGAUGCAGCCAGAGCAAUGCUUAAUGCACUCUUCCUGUGUGGACUUAACAUAACUUAUCAUUGCCACCUGUCUCUAACUGGAUUGGAGGUGCUCUUUCAAGGGACAGUCAGGAUGAGGUCCCGAAAUCAAGGUGGAGAAAGCUCAUCCAGUGGGCAUUUCUCUAAGUCAAAGCCCAUUAUCAAUAUUGCAGAAAAUCAAAAUAUUCAGGAAGAUACCAAGAAAAAGAACAAAUAUAGUCGCAAAGAUGAUGAGGUUCCAGGCUCAGGAACAGUCAAGAAGCACAGCAAGUCACCAGGCCCUAGUGAGCGGAAAAGCAAGAAAUCAAUAGAGCUUUCCAAAGAGGAUCUGAUCCGGCUCCUCAGUAUAAUGGAAGGGGAAUUACAGGCUAGAGAGGAUGUGAUCCACAUGCUGAAGACAGAGAAAAUCAGGCCUGAAGUCUUGGAGGCACAUUAUGGGUCUGCAGCUCCAGAGAAUGUCCUGAAAAUAUUGCACAGAGAUGCCCUCCUUGCCAAUGACAAAUCAGCAGGAGAAGAUGUUUAUGAGAAGCCAAUUUCAGAGCUGGAUAGACUCGAAGAAAAGCAGAAAGAAACAUACCGGCGCAUGCUCGAACAGCUUCUCUUGGCAGAGAAAUGUCAUCGUCGCACAGUUUAUGAGCUGGAAAAUGAGAAGCAUAAACAUACAGAUUACAUGAACAAGAGUGAUGACUUUACCAACCUUUUGGAGCAAGAGCGUGAAAGAUUAAAGAAGCUUCUUGAACAAGAAAAGGUCUACCAAGCCCGCAAAGAUAAAGAGCAUGCAAAAAGGAUCAACAAACUAAGAGAAGAAUUAGUCAAACUUAAGUCCUUUGCACUCAUGCUUGUGGAUGAGAGACAGAUGCACAUUGAGCAACUUGAUCAGCAAACCCAGAAGAUUCAAGAUUUAACUCAGAGAUUAAGGGAAGAAGAGGAAAAACUUAAAAUUUUAAGUUCCAAAGCCAAAGAAGAUGGGCAAAAACUCAUGAAAAUAGAGGCAGAACUUGAACACAAGACAUCAUCAUUUUCCCAAGAGCAUGAGGAGAUGACAGCUAAAUUGGUCAGUCAGGAAUCACACAACAAACAACUCAGGCUGAAACUAGUUGGUUUAACCCGCAGAAUUGAGGAACUUGAAGAAACCAACAAAAGCCUUCAGAAGACUGAAGAGGAGCUUCAGGAACUGCGAGACAAAAUAGCUAAAGGGGAAUGUGGGAACUCCAGUUUGAUGGCUGAGGUGGAAAACCUCCGUAAGCGAGUGCUUGAAAUGGAAGGCAAGGAUGAGGAGAUCACAAAAACUGAAUCUCAGUGUAAAGAGCUUAAGAAGAAGCUGCAAGAGGAAGAGCACCACAGCAAGGAACUGAAGCUUGAAGUGGAGAAACUACAAAAGAGGAUGUCGGAACUGGAGCGGCUGGAGGAGGCUUUCACCAAAAGCAAAUCUGAAUGCACUCAGUUGCGCUUGAACCUGGAAAAAGAAAAAAGCUUAACCAAAGACUUGAUCAAUGAGUUAGAAGUGUUGAAGACACGGAUAAAGGAUCUGGAGUCUUCAGAAAAUAAGUUGGAAAAAGCUGAACUGAUCUUAAAAGAUGACCUGACAAAGCUGAAGUCUUUUACUGUCAUGCUGGUGGAUGAAAGGAAAAACAUGGUAGAUAAGAUAAAGCAGGAAGAGAGGAAAGUUGAGGGCUUGAAUAAGAAUUUUAAGGUAGAGCAAGGCAAAGUUAUGGAAGUGACUGAGAAACUCAUAGAUGAAAGCAAAAAGCUUUUGAAGUUGAAAUCUGAGAUGGAGGAAAAAGUGUCCAGUUUGACAAAGGAAAGAGAUGAAUUAAUUGGCAAACUGAAGAAUGAAGAGGAAAAAUCUUCUGAGCUGAGCUGUACAGUGGAUCAGUUAAAGAAAAGAAUUGAUGGCAUAGAGAAGGUAGAAAGAGAAAUAGCUAGAGAUCGAGUUAGAAAAGGACCAGGGCUUAGUGGACAAGAGGAUAACAAGAUUAAAGAGCUGACGGCUGAAAUUGAAAGACUGAAAAAGCGUCUCAAGCAACUGGAAGUGGUUGAAGGAGACUUGAUGAAGACGGAGGAUGAAUAUGAUCAACUGGAGCAGAAAUUUAGGACUGAGCAGGACAAAGCUAACUUCCUUUCUCAGCAGCUGGAAGAAAUGAAGCUCCAGAUUGCUAAAAACAAAGCAAUAGAGAAGGGGGAGGCUGUAAGUCAGGAGGCAGAGCUGAGGCAAAGGUUCCGGCUGGAAGAAGCUAAAAGCCAAGACUUGAAAGCUGAAGUGCAGGCUCUCAAAGAGAAAAUUCAUGAGCUAAUGAACAAAGAAGACCAGCUUUCUCAGCUCCAAGUGGAUUACUCAGUCCUUCAGCAAAGGUUUCUGGAAGAAGAAAAUAAAAACAAAGUCAUGGGGCAGGAGGUGCUGACAUUAACAAAAGAGCUCGAGCUGUCGAAGCGCUAUAGCCGAGCCCUGAGACCCAGCAUGAAUGGUAGAAGAAUGGUGGACAUACCUGUGACAUCCACAGGAGUGCAAACUGAUGCAAUGAGCAUUGAGGCAGCAGAAGAGGAAACACCUGCUGUGUUCAUUAGGAAAUCCUUCCAGGAGGAGAACCACAUCAUGAGCAAUCUUCGGCAGGUUGGGCUUAAAAAACCCACUGAGAGGUCAUCAGUGCUUGAUAGAUAUCCUCCUGCAGCAAAUGAGCUUACCAUGAGAAAAUCCUGGAUUCCAUGGAUGAAAAAACGAGAAAAUGGUUCUCAGGCCAACCAGGAUAAAGGGGCCAGAAUACAAACAAGCCCAGAACGUCCAGGAGAGGUUGUACUUUCUCCAAAGCAGGGACAGCCUCUUCAUAUCCGUGUAACUCCAGAUCAUGAGAACAGCACCGCUACUUUGGAGAUUACAAGCCCAACAGCUGAAGAUUUCUUCUCUAGCACCACUGUUAUUCCUACCUUGGGGAAUCAGAAACCACGGAUUACUAUCAUUCCCUCUCCUCAUGUCACAUCACAAAAAGGGAAAGGAGGUGAGAACCCUGGAGGCCCAGAGAGAGCAAUGUCUCCGGUGACAAUAACUACGUUCUCUAGGGAGAAAUCCUCAGAGAGUGCCAAGUCUCCAUUCACAGAAAGGCCAGUGUCCCCCAUUCAGAUAAUGACUGUGUCUACCUCUGCAGCACCAGCAGAAAUUACUGUGUCACCUGAAUCACAAGACAUGACCAUGGGGAGAGCUGUUUUCAGAGUGACUCCAGAAAAACAAACUGUCCCAACUCCAGUCCGGAAGUACAGUGCUAACACGAACAUUAUAACAACUGAGGACAACAAAAUUCAUAUCCACUUGGGCUCCCAGUUUAAGCGCUCAUCUGGUGCUGUUCAAGAGGGAACAAGCCCUGUGAUUACUGUCAGACCUAUGAAUGUAGCAGCAGAGAAGGAGGCUAUGACUGGGACUGUCCUUCGUUCUCCCAGGAAUAAUGUGUCCGCAAGGCCUGGAGCAAGCAAAGUUACAAGUACCAUCACCAUCACACCAGUUACUACAUCAUCCACACGAGGAACACAAUCCAUGACAGGACAGGAUGGGUCAUCCCUGAGACCUACACCCACCCGAAUCCCUGUGUCUAAAGGUAUGAAAGCCGGGAAGCCAGUAAUAGCAGCCCAAGGAACAGGAAAUCAGACCAAAUUCGAGUCGCGGGCCGAGACUCAAUCUAUGAAAAUAGAACUGAAGAAAUCUUCAGCCAGUAGCUCUGCCUCCCUUGGUGGGGGGAAGGGCUGAGAGGGCAGUGGCUAAAGGGGAGAGCAUCAUUAUCCAUCAGUUACGCAUGAAUGCAAGAUGAAACACCAUGGCCACUCCAUUCUGGACAUGCACACUUCCUCUCCACGCUGCUUGGUUGGAUUAUUUCUGAAGCUCCACGUCUGUCACUGUGAUCUUCCAUGCUACUGAUCAUGUAUGGAAGGAUUUUACUGCUUCCAUUGCAAUAUGGGGAGGUGGGGGGGAAGAGAGUUGUGCAGAUUUUAAUUGUGUGUUUUUUUAAAGAAACAAUGUGUUUGAUGAUUUUUUUAAAAAACUAGAUGAAAAAGAGAACCACAUCUCCUGUGCCAGUUUCACUCUAACUUUGAAUCGAUUGGCACCUGCUUGACUUUUGUUUGAUGUUUCCUACAUAAUUUAUUUUUAUAAUACACUUUGUAAUGCAGUGUUUUUGUUAUGUAUUUCCCCCAACUUUCUGACUUGUAGAAUAACACUGUCAAAACUGCCAAGUGCCAAUGUGCAUAUUUUCUAUUGGACUUUAUGGACAUGUUGACUUGACCUCAAUAAUGGCACCUUUUCAACUUGCCACAACAUUGCUUAGCCAUAAUGUGACUGUGAGAUUAGUUGCCCUGAAGACUGCUUUGUGAGACAGUAUUAUAGUGGGUUUUCCCCCUUGCACUGUAUUGUGGGUUAAUAUAAAACUGAAUACCAACAAACCAAAGCCUUGAAACUGUAUUAGAAUUGAGAAUCGUUUUAAAAUCUUGUGUGCUGAUCUGUUAAAACAAAGCUCAUAUCAUGUGUGAUUUUACAUAUACCUGUACCAAAAAAAAAGAGAAGGUUCCUUUUUAUCACACUGUAAUAAAUAAAUUUUCACAAAUGUGCAACACUACUA